Messenger RNA from Rotaria socialis, 384 nucleotides. NCBI's taxonomy places the organism in Eukaryota, Metazoa, Rotifera, Eurotatoria, Philodinida, Philodinidae. The record is from the annotation of a GenBank genome assembly.
AUGCCACCAAAGACACCGUCAAAAGGAGCCAAGAAGGCCGUUACAAAAACAUCAAAAGGAGCUUCUGGCGCCAAAGCUACUGACAAGAAACACAGACGUAAACGCAAGGAAACCUACUCAAUCUACAUCUACAAGGUACUUAAACAAGUUCAUCCAGAUACAGGUAUUUCGUCAAAAGCUAUGUCAAUUAUGAAUUCAUUCGUAAAUGAUAUCUUUGAACGUAUCGCUGCUGAAUCAAGUCGUUUAUCUCAUUACAAUAAACGAUCAACAAUCAGCAGUCGCGAAAUUCAAACAGCUGUCCGACUUUUAUUACCUGGUGAACUUGCCAAACACGCUGUAUCUGAAGGUACAAAAGCUGUUACCAAGUACACAAGUGCCAAAUAA